Molecule: messenger RNA, 1623 nt
Organism: Ipomoea triloba (trilobed morning glory)
Lineage: Eukaryota; Viridiplantae; Streptophyta; Magnoliopsida; Solanales; Convolvulaceae
Exons: 3
Coding region: 190-1011 (273 amino acids)
Source: RefSeq, a predicted model, not a curated record
UCAUACCGCUCUGGCAUUUCAUCGACCAUAUUCCGUGCAUCUUUCGGGAAACGUCGACGAAAUGCGAGGGCGGCUUGGAGCGGUCUGCAGCUGAUUCGCCUGCCCAACAGGGGGUUGCUUGUCAGCUGGUUUUCCGGCCAGGCCGGCUUCUGGUGGCCAAAGCCCGAGGUGCCAGUAAGUUAAUGUGGUAUGGGACCUUCACAAAAUGUAUCAAGUCAAUCAGCAGCUAUAGCUAUGGAGCCUCAGAAUGGCAUUUCUAAUGGUGAGAAGUCAUCGACAACUGAGCAGUCCAUUUCUUCUCCCGACACUCCAUUGAAUAGUCCUUUUCCAGAGAAUGAUAAAUCCACUCCAGAAGCAGUUUCUAGUGAUGCUGCUAAUUCAUCUAGCUCGAUUUCCAGCAGCGUAACCAAUGAAUCACCAUCGACCCAAGUAAUGGAGCGUCCCACAAAAGAAUCAUACAGGAUACCGUCUUCUGUGUUCACUAAACCAGAGUCUGGAAAAGAAACGGAAUGGAGUGUAGCCUCCAAUGAAUCAUUGUUCAGUAUCCAUUUGGAUAAUACGAGUUUUUCUAGAGAACAAUUCCUUUGGAACUCUGAAGAGAACGGAGAAGCUUCUGAGAGACGCAUGCAUGAUCUCUCUCCUGUAGCAUCAUCUAGGCAAUUGGCAAAGGGUGGGUUUGAUGGAGCAGAAACGUCUAUGAGAGAGUUCUUAAGGGACAGUAAAGAUCAAAAUCAUGGGGUAAAAUGUAAUGUUGAGGUGCGUCCUGGUCGUUUCUCUUAUGAGAGUACCACCAGUGCAAAAUCCUUUGCAUUCCCAAUAUUGACAGGGGAUGUAGAUAAACAGCCUUCAAAAAAGCUAAGGCCAGAAAAGAAGCAGCCUCAGCCAUUGCCAUUGUCAUUGCCAUCGCCCCAGGAAGAGAGAGAAUCAUUGGAGACCCCUCAAGCUGAGCAAAAGGUGGCUGCACCAAGAAAAUGGUUUUCAUGCUUCUUGUGUUGCUCAUCCUGUUCCUAGGAGAGACUUCAUCCUAAUUUUAUUCCCUUCACUACUCAAGUCAAUAUCUUAUUGCGUUAACGGCUGAAAACUUGAGGGUGACUUGUCGGGUAAAAAUUGAAGUCUGCAUCAUUGAUUCCCCCGCUCCCAUGUCAGGAUGGACACUAAUGCAAAGAAGAGUUACCGGUUAUUCAGUGAAGAAGAGUUAAAUGGAUUUUGGUUUUCAAGAAGACCAGAGAGGCAAUGUCACAAAAUACCAACCAAUAUAACAUUACAUCCACACUGAUGUCUACAGCUGACAGACAGUGUUCAUUCACAUUUUUGAAGACUGGCAAUUUUUGAAGAUGCCAGCCUUGAUCAGUUUCCAGUUUCAUUAAUAUGUAGAUGGUUAUAUUAAGUAUGACUUUCUGCUGUUGAAGAUAGCUUCUCUCCAUGGCAAUAGUUGGCAAUUUUCUUGGUUCAUGCUCAAGUCCAGUGGUAUUAUCUCCAUUACUGUCAUUGCUAUCUGGAUCUAUAGAGCACCAUGGUGGUUUCCAAGUCUUUUUUUUUGUUUGUUUUCUUGAGUGUGUAAGUAUAUGCAAUAUUCAUUUCCUUUUGCUAUAUAUAUAUUCUUGGCUUUUGUUUCUGCAAAAA